CCAUUGAUGCUUUCCAUGAGGAUCGUGCCCUCAUUGGAACACAUCCCCAAAGCCCUGUUGCCAACAGGCACCAUCAGCAGCGCCCCGCGCCAGUUUACCGUCUAUGGUCUGGAUGAUGAGUACCAGGAGGAGGGUAAGUUACUGGGCAGCUACACCUACCAGGAUGAUGAGGAUGCUCUACAGACUUAUCCUGUCACCGAGGAGAAUGAUAAAGCCUAUCAGAUCAUUGAGGUUCGGGUGCUGUCCAACUGGGGUCACCCGGAGUACACCUGCCUGUACCGCAUCAGAGUGCACGGUCAGCCCAGUGUCAACUGAGGGCACAGAGCAGACCACCCUGUCUACAUUUUAAUGUUCUGCAGAUGGCUGGAGCCAAUUAUGCAUAUUAUGCAAUGGUGGAAAAAGUGCCCAAUUGUCA
This is a messenger RNA of Salmo salar (Atlantic salmon), 415 nucleotides long. RefSeq names its product SUN domain-containing protein 1-like. Lineage: Eukaryota; Metazoa; Chordata; Actinopteri; Salmoniformes; Salmonidae. Gene Ontology annotation, cellular component: nuclear envelope; meiotic nuclear membrane microtubule tethering complex. Gene Ontology annotation, molecular function: protein-membrane adaptor activity. The record is from RefSeq and is a predicted model, not a curated record.